UCUAUAAACAAAAGACGAUCGCACUGCGCACUCGUGUAGGCGUAGGCGCCGAAAUAUUAGUCCCAUGUGUUAGCGGCAAAAUCGUUCCUCAAAUUUCGAACGGAACGCUCGAAAUCCGAAGCCUGCGGCUCGCAUUCUUUGAUUUUAGGUGCAAAUUAUAAGUGAGGAAGAUGUCGAGCGACGGUCCCUCACCGCGGAAAAUGGCGAAGCCCUCGGGCAGCAACGGCGACGACCAGUCGGCCACAGAUAUGGAAACACAGAAGGCGCUGGUGGACAUCGACUCUUGUCAGAACGAGAUCGACGCGCUCAACGAGAAGGCCAGCGAGGAGAUUCUGCUGGUCGAACAGAAGUACAACAAACUGCGCAAGCCCUUCUUUGAGAAGCGCAAUGAAAUCAUCAUGAGGAUACCCAACUUCUGGGUGACCGCUUUCGUCAACCACCCGCAGAUCCAGUUAGACGAGUCCGAGGAGGACUGCCUAACACAUCUUAAGAAGCUAGAGGUUGAAGAGUUUGAAGACAUCAAGUCUGGAUACAAAAUUAACUUCCAUUUCGAGGAGAAUCCCUUCUUGAAAAAUGAGGUGAUCUCGAAGGAGUUCCACUUGGGUUUGUCCGACCCACUCUCCAGCAGCACCCCCAUCAAUUGGAAGGAAGGGCAGGACCUGACUAAGAAAAAUGGCAACGCCAAAGGCCGCAAGAGGCCUCAUGAAAUGGGGGGAUUCUUCUCUUGGUUCCUCAACAAUGACGAUCCCUGCAGCGAUGAGAUCGCAGAGGUGAUCAAGGAUGACAUCUGGCCAAACCCCCUUCAGUACUAUUUGAUGGAGUUGGACGGUGGAGAGGAUGAGGACGCAGAGGAAGACAUCGUCAUCAUGGAGGAACAGGAGGAGGACGAAGAAGCCAAUGAUGAGGAGGAACUCAUCGAGGAUGAGGAUGUGGGCGAAGGUGAUGAGGAAGCCUACGCUUCAGAAGAGGAGGCUGAAAAGUCGGGGGGAUAAUUCCUGGCGCUGCUCCAUCUAACAUCUGUAUCAAUCACUAUUAGCAGCCAGGACAUUAUUUUUAUUAUUUAAACUAUUUAGCUAUAAUGAUGCAAAUGUUCUGAACAAAAUUAAACUUGUUUCCAAUAAAUCGGUGUGAAUAUGAUUCAAGAGUUAUAAACCAUUUUCCCAUUGAUUGCGAAGCUAAAUCUAUUGGUUCAACAAUUUAGGCUAUUAAUAAAUGGUACUUUUAACAUUCAUA
Messenger RNA from Cloeon dipterum, 1233 nucleotides. RefSeq names its product NAP domain-containing protein SET (gene Set). Gene Ontology annotation, molecular function: chromatin binding; histone binding. The coding region runs from base 171 to 992 and encodes 273 amino acids. The transcript is spliced from 4 exons. Gene Ontology annotation, biological process: nucleosome assembly. Lineage: Eukaryota; Metazoa; Arthropoda; Insecta; Ephemeroptera; Baetidae. The record is from RefSeq and is a predicted model, not a curated record. Gene Ontology annotation, cellular component: chromatin; nucleus.